Fraxinus pennsylvanica is the source of this 372-nucleotide messenger RNA. Lineage: Eukaryota; Viridiplantae; Streptophyta; Magnoliopsida; Lamiales; Oleaceae. The record is from the annotation of a GenBank genome assembly.
AUGGUGGAUCUUCAGACUGUGUGUUGUAUGUGUGGCGAUGUGGGAUUCUCCGACAAGAUUUUCAGAUGCACCAAGUGCCAAGGCCGCUUCCAACACUCGUAUUGCAGCAACUACUACAGCGAAUUUGCAGAGCCGAUGGAAGUUUGUGACUGGUGCCAAAGUGAGGAAAGAAAUACAUCAAAGCCUGGCAAUUCUUCAAAGAAUUCUUCACAAGUUUUAAAUAUUCAUACAAGAUCAGCCUAUUCAGGCGACAAAAUAAAGCACGACCGCGCAGAUGGCGCCGGAGAAAAGGGUGGAAAAAACCCAAGUGGCACGCCCUCGCCUCGCCCCACUACUCGCAGGUACAAGCUUCUGAAGGACGUAAUGUGCUGA